AUUUAAAAACUCAUCAUUCACAAAAUGACACUUGCCACCAAAUUAAAAUAAUAUUAAUCCUUAAAUCUCUCAAUUUAAACCCAAAAACCAAAUAAAAACAAUUAAAAUCCAGGUAAAGUAACAGACAACAGUCAGGAACACAGAGCAGAAUCUAAAACGCCAUUUUUAUAGUGGCUGGCUCCUCUUCUUCUCCAACCUGUUCUUCAACUGUUUACUGUUUUUUUAAACAAAGAUCUAAUCUUUGGCCUACUAUUUUUAAUUUUGUGAGAGACCCACAAAAAAUUAGAGAGAAAAAAAGUGAGAUUAAUUAUUAAUAAUCAUGCCAUCAGGUGCAAAGAAGAGAAGAAAAGCAGCUCAGAAAAGGAAAGAACAGCAAACCAAUAAUAAUACUAAUCCUCAAGGUAACGAUGAUCCGAAAAGCCAGGAUGAGAGGGACAGUGAUGGCGGGGAUGUUGACUCCCCGGCUUCACAGGACCACCACAACGAGGAGCAUCCAUUUCGUGAGGAGAGUGAAGAUUUUGAAAAGAGAGAGCGGUCGGCGUCUGUUGAGGGAGUCUCUAGUGAUGCACAAGGUAACCGAGUUGGAGUAGAGGAUGACGGUGUUGUGAAAAUUGAGAAAGAGCUGGAUUCUGAACAGGAUGCCGAGAGCAAAGAUGUUAGUGUGGAGCACGUUAAAUCUGCAAAGGAGUCGCAAGUUGGAGAUGACAGUAGCUCUAGCAGUAGCAGUUCUUCUGAUGAUGAGUCUCAUACUUCUGUCAAAAAAUUGAAGGAGGAAGCACAUAAUGCAUUCAGUAAUGUGAAAAAGGUGAUCCUUGAAGAGAUAACGCAAGUUUCUGGAGCUAAAAAAUUACUCGAGAAAGCUAAUGGAAACUCCAUUGUGGAAACUGUCCCGUCUGACAACUUGGAUGAACCUCCUGUGCCCCUGUCUGAGAUGGCAAAAUGUGUGAUGGAAGAUGCUGAAGUUGAGAGCGCAAAGGUUCUGGAUGUGAUUGAAUCAGUGUUGAAGGAAAAUGAGGAUAAGUUGCUGCCGAAAUCUAAUGAUGUUGGGGUAUCAAAUAGUCUGGUUACUUCUGAUAUAAAUGGAAAUGAGAGUAAGAUAUCGGAUACUCAUGUUUCCGAAACUACUAUUUCUGUUGAGAAGAGCAAACAUUCUGAGGCUUCCGGUGGUACUGUGAAUGGAAAUGAGGGCAAAAUGCUGACACCAUCAAGCGCUCAUCCUUCUGAAGCUGGUAAGAAUGCAGUUAAAGCCAGAGAUGAUGAACCGUCUGAAUCUACUGAAACCCAGCCUCUUGUAUCUUCAGUUCCAAGAGUAACUCAGAGGACCUCCUUCAUGAAUUGCUGUGGUUUACUUGAUCUGUUUACAGGCUCCGACAGAUAGUUUCCGAAGCAUGAUGGUGCACCCGCGCGCUGAGAAGCUUGCAAAUGCUGCUUAGAGAAAUUUGUAGCAGCUCUCAGCUUGGUAUCUCCUUGAAAAUUUUCUCAAAGAAUAAAGGGAAAAAAAAAGCUAGAUAGACAGAGAACUACAUACAAAUAUUCAAAUAGUGAUAUUACCAAUCUUUUUAUGCAGCUCAGUUUAUUCUGCAUUGCCUAAUGUUGAUUUUUUUUUCUCGUGUUCAUAGACGGUGUGUUGUAUCUACUUCAUGUUGCGUUAGUUCUGGCGAAUGCGUGAAUCUUGAAAGUACUAGUUUUAGUAUGAGAUCUUUGUUUUUCUUUUA
Molecule: messenger RNA, 1715 nt
Organism: Mercurialis annua (annual mercury)
Lineage: Eukaryota; Viridiplantae; Streptophyta; Magnoliopsida; Malpighiales; Euphorbiaceae
Exons: 4
Coding region: 320-1378 (352 amino acids)
Source: RefSeq, a predicted model, not a curated record